Messenger RNA from Saccharomyces kudriavzevii IFO 1802, 2298 nucleotides. RefSeq names its product COPI-interacting protein CEX1 (gene CEX1). The record is from RefSeq and is a predicted model, not a curated record. The coding region runs from base 1 to 2298 and encodes 765 amino acids. The transcript has a single exon. Gene Ontology annotation, cellular component: cytoplasm. NCBI's taxonomy places the organism in Eukaryota, Fungi, Ascomycota, Saccharomycetes, Saccharomycetales, Saccharomycetaceae. Gene Ontology annotation, biological process: tRNA export from nucleus.
AUGAAUUUUUCCAACAUAUUCAAGUCCAUUUCGAACUUCCAGUUUCCAUACACUAUAGAAGAAACUGCCACCAGUGAAACUGCCCUCUGGCAAUCUUUUGAUGGUAUAAGAAAGGCAGAUUCUUUGCCAGUAACUGUUUUCAAGGCGAAGAGGUCUCCAGAAAAUGAAACUCUGAUUUUGAACGCUGUACACAAGGCCAAAAUUUUGAAAAUUCCGGGGCUUUGUAGUGUGUUAGAAACGUUUGAUUCAGAUCCUCAAUCCACAUUCAUUGUUACCGAACGAGUGGUUCCAUUUCCUUGGGAAAACUUCAGCUCCUUUUCUAAAAACAAAUUUGGUAUCGAGUUGGGAAUAUCACAGCUAUUAACAACUUUGGGAUUUCUAAACAAAUUUGUCUUUGGCACGCUUUCCAAAGAUUCCAUAUAUAUCAAUAGUAAGGGAGAAUGGGUACUAUUUGGCCUAGAACUUUGUUCAAACAAAGAUAGCUUAAGUGCCUUUGAGUUUGCUAGUAAAGCGAGAACAUAUUACAGUCUAGUGGGUUCGCAGUUGCCCUGUGAAGAACCGAAUACAAUUGAUUCAAUAAGAUUAGGUUCUUUGAUUAAAGAUCUCAUGAGUCCUUCUACUCUCCCAAAGGAUUGGAUUGUCAAUGUCAAUAUGAUUUCUGAUGGGAGGAUGGAAAUCGAAACCUUCAGAAAAAGGUUAGAAAAUACAGAAACUUGGCGUUCCAAUCCUUUAAUAAACUUCUAUCAAGACUUAAAGGAGUUGCAUAUAAAGGACUCUCAGGGAAAAUUAGCUGUUAUGUCAAAUUUGGAAAAUUUGUACUUAGAGUCGAGAGAAAUAUUUCGCAAUUUGACGCCUGGGAUGACUGAAAACUUCAUUAUUCCAGAACUCUGUGAAAUCAUAAAAUUACUUAUGACGCAAAGUGCCGCCAGCAGCGCUAGUCAUGUGGCCAUGAACUUCAGCGCAUCACAUAAGCUUGUACCGUUCCUAGCGAUUGUUUUGGACUUGACUUCCGAAACGAAGACCUUUCCAGUUGGGUUUAACGAUCUCAUCGCCGAAAGUUUUAAACUAUCCGAUAGGCAAGUAAGAUUUCUUUUGUUAAUAUAUCUACCCAGACUAGUAGGGCCUUUAAGUACGUCAGAGAUCUCUAGCAGAAUAUACCCACAUUUUAGCCAAGGCUUAACAGAUUCCGAUGCCACUCUUAGACUACAAACAUUGAAGACAAUACCAUGCAUCGUGCCUUGCUUGACAGAGAGACAACUAAAUAACGAGCUGCUGAGAUUUCUUGCGAAGACACAGGUUGAUCCUGAUGUUGAAAUCCGAACAUGGACCGUCAUCAUCAUAAGUAGAAUUUCGACUAUAUUAUCGACCUCAGUCGGUAAUCGCUCGAAUAUCUUGGCUACAGUAUUUACAAAGUCCUUGAAAGAUCCUCAAGUGAAACCAAGAAUGGCUGCACUUUAUGGACUCGAGAAGUCAAUCGAGCUGUUUGAUGUGAACACUAUUGCCAACAAGAUUCUAACGGUCAUUGCCCCCGGUCUCUUAGAUAAAAGCCCCACAGUAAGAGAUAAGGCCAAAAUUUUAUUUGAAAUGUAUCUCGAAAAAUUGGAAAAUGAGGCUCAACUUAUCCAAAUAAACGACAAUACUGGCGAUUUGGAAGAUAUGAAGGAAAUCGAUUUUGAUAAUUACGGUUGUGGCAAAGAAGACAUGAAUAAGGAGGACAAUAUAUUAGCAGCGCAGUUUUUGAAUAAUUUACGCUUACAUUCCCCCGCUGCAGCUUUGCCAAAUGGUGCUACCAACUGCGAAGUGGAUUCCACUUGGGAUGACAAUGGGUGGGAUGGCGCCGGCGAUGCUAACGGUUCUACAAUAAAUAGCACUAUGGACUCCUUCGACAAACAGGCAAACCAUAUAGCAACAGUAAGCACCCAAAAGGUCUUAGGGAAAACUGUUGAAAUCAAUAAGAGUUGGAACGAUAACUUGGAUGAUAAUGACUGGAUGCAGGACGAAACUGAUCCAUGGAAUGAGCCUGAGGACCAUCCAAAGCCACAAGCGUCGAUUUUGGGGAAGAAACUCACUCCUAGUGGAAAGCUUUCAAUCAAGAAGAAGAAAAUCACGAUUCUGGCACCAAGAGGUAACAGAAACAGUUCUGUCACCACCACUGCCACCGCCACAAAAGCGACCCGUUCAAAUAAAACGACAAGAAGCAAGCUUGUGAGUAGUGUUAGCAGCCCGACAGCCAAUAAAAGCGGCACAGAUAGCUGGGAUGAUGACGCAGAUGCAGACUCCUGGAACACAAAUUGGUGA